AUGUCCCAGCCUCGGCCACCCGCACUACACUCGUCCUCACCGCCGUCCAAGUCCAAGUCGUCGUUACGGCGGACCAGCGGGUCGACCGUGAACCCAUCUACAGCAUCUGUCGCCCGUGGCAUUCUAGGCUCACCGCAACCUCAUUUCGACGAUGAUCCCAUCGUAGCAUCGUACGAGUCUCCUUUCCAGCAGCAUAUCAACAUCGAGGCUGAGCAUGGACACGAGCAUGCCAUCGAGUCCGAGCACUUCGGCCAUGGCCAGUCCGACACGCUCCCAUCCUUCCAGCCUUUCUUCACAUUGAUCGAGGACAGCGUGACCAACGAACACUACCAUCCUACAGUCCACUAUGUCUUUGCCGACGAUGACUCGGAAAUCAUAGCCGAAGCAGCAUGCCGGAGUCUUGAGGCUCUGGAUCCCUCGCAGCGCGCGACGUCGCAGGCACAAACACAAACACCCACUCACGGCCUGCGGGCGCGACAUUCGAAUGAGGAGGAAGAGGGUGACAAUGACAACGAUGAUGAACAUCACCCUCGCCUGCCGCCCAUCAUAGCUGGCGUUCGCGAACAUUAUCUCGUUCUCGACGUGCAGCCGCGCAUGCUCCAACCCCAGCCUCCGCCUCGACCGCCAUCACAGUUACAAUCUCAUUCGCAGUCGCAGUCGCAGUCGCAGUCGCAGUCGCAGUCGCAUUCACACGAUGAUCCCGUCCCUUCAAUGACGAUAGGGCCAGCUUUCGAAGUCGUUUCAGCGCACAGCCUCAGCGCAGAUUGGCAGGUUUUACGGACUAGUAUCACAACAGCGCCGACGAUAGGAGAUGAAGGGAAUAUAGCCACUGACGAUGAAGAUGGACUCAUGCUGCGGAUCGAGGGGAAGGGGAAUGUUCCUGGUGAUGCUGCGCCUGGUGGAGAGAAAGAGAGUAUGGAGGAGUUGAUUGAGCGCUUUCAGAGACGACUGGAAGAUAUCAGGCAGGUCAUGGAUGCGACUUCGACUGUGUCUGUCGCUGCUGUUGGUGGUGCCAGUGCUACUGUCACUCCUGCUGCUGCUGCCGGCAGUGCUGGUAUUGGCGGAGACGAGUACAAGUAG
Capronia coronata CBS 617.96 is the source of this 1080-nucleotide messenger RNA. RefSeq lists its product as uncharacterized. The record is from RefSeq and is a predicted model, not a curated record. Lineage: Eukaryota; Fungi; Ascomycota; Eurotiomycetes; Chaetothyriales; Herpotrichiellaceae. The transcript has a single exon. The coding region runs from base 1 to 1080 and encodes 359 amino acids.